Messenger RNA from Acomys russatus (golden spiny mouse), 1268 nucleotides. RefSeq names its product serpin family B member 5 (gene Serpinb5). Gene Ontology annotation, biological process: negative regulation of endopeptidase activity. The coding region runs from base 16 to 1143 and encodes 375 amino acids. The transcript is spliced from 6 exons. Gene Ontology annotation, molecular function: serine-type endopeptidase inhibitor activity. The record is from RefSeq and is a predicted model, not a curated record. NCBI's taxonomy places the organism in Eukaryota, Metazoa, Chordata, Mammalia, Rodentia, Muridae.
GGUUCUAGGCCCAAGAUGGAUGCCCUAAGACUGGCAAAUUCGGCUUUUGCUGUUGAGUUUUUCAAACAACUGACUGAAAAGGAGCCAGCAGGAAAUGUUCUCUUCUCUCCAAUAUGUCUCUCCACUUCCCUGUCACUUGUUCAAGUAGGUGCCAAAGGAGACACAGCAAAUGAAAUUGGACAGGUCCUUCACUUUGAAAACGUCAAAGAUGUACCCUUUGGGUUCCAAACAGUCACUUCUGAUGUUAAUAAGCUCAGCUCUUUUUACUCUUUGAAACUAAUCAAGCGACUUUACAUAGACAAGGCUCUGAACCCUUCUGCAGAAUUUAUCAGUUCUACAAAAAGACCGUAUGCAAAAGAAUUGGAAACUGUUGACUUCAAAGAUAAACUGGAAGAAACGAAAGGUCAAAUUAACAGCUCCAUUAAGGAGCUCACAGACGGUCACUUUGAGAACAUUUUGUCAGAGAACAGUAUAAGUGACCAGACCAAGAUCCUUGUGGUUAAUGCCGCCUAUUUUGUUGGAAAGUGGAUGAAGAAAUUUCCUGAAUCGGAAACCAAAGAAUGCCCAUUCAGAGUCAACAAGACAGACACCAAGCCAGUACAAAUGAUGAAUCUUGAGGCCACAUUCUGCUUGGGCAACAUUGAUGACAUCAACUGUAAGAUCAUAGAGCUUCCAUUCCAGAAUAAGCAUCUCAGCAUGCUCAUCGUGCUCCCCAAGGACGUGGAGGAUGAGUCCACAGGCCUGGAGAAGAUUGAAAAACAGCUCAGUCCAGAAACACUGUUGCAGUGGACCAACCCCAGCACAAUGGCCAACGCCAAAGUCAAACUCUCCCUCCCAAAGUUUAAGGUGGAAAAGAUGAUUGAUCCCAAAGAUAGUCUGGAAAGUCUGGGGCUAAAAAGCCUCUUCAAUGAAAAUACAUCUGAUUUCUCUGGAAUGUCAGAGACCAAGGGAAUGUCCCUAUCAAAUGUGAUUCACAGAGUAUGUCUAGAAAUAACUGAAGAAGGUGGUGAGUCCAUCGAGGUGCCGGGAUCCCGAAUCUUACAGCACAAGGAUGAAUUCAAUGCUGACCACCCAUUUAUUUAUCUCAUUAGACACAACAAGACACGAAACAUCAUUUUCUUUGGCAAAUUUUGUUCUCCUUAAGUGGCAGGGACUUGACAAAUCUCAGGUAAUUUGUCUGUAGCUGCAGAUCUCUGUAAACUUUGUAUCCAGAUAAUCACUUUCUACGCAAUAAAUUGUUAAUUUUGCUGAAUCAGGAAGCUGUCCUU